Drosophila serrata is the source of this 445-nucleotide messenger RNA. RefSeq lists its product as uncharacterized. The record is from RefSeq and is a predicted model, not a curated record. NCBI's taxonomy places the organism in Eukaryota, Metazoa, Arthropoda, Insecta, Diptera, Drosophilidae.
CAGUGCAGACGAUCGCCAUGGACAUUCUCCCUGUAGCAUUGCUUCUCCUCAUGGCCUGUGCCAGCGUCAUGGCAUCGCCCAUGGUCUACAAACUGAAUCCCGAGGAGAAAUACGAGGCUGACCUAGUGGCCGUCUCCUCUACGGUGAUCCCCCUGACCGUCCUGGAGGUAAGCUAUGGCGCCGGCGGCAAGCCCAGCGAGGAGUACAAGGCCGCCUACCUGCGCAAGCUACGCAAACAGGUGCUCCAGCGGGCGGACAAGCAGCAGCAGCAGCAGCAGCAGCAGCAGGAGGAGGAGGGUGCCCCCACUUUGGUGGGUCACUCCCAAGCCGCCGCUGUGGAUGCCGAUGCUUUGAUCACAGUUAAGUCGCAACUGGAGAGGGCCAAAGUCAAGGCCGUUUGAGGCAGAGGCGGACCGGACUUGAAGACCGUGGAGUAUAGCUGAUG